Manihot esculenta (cassava) is the source of this 624-nucleotide messenger RNA. RefSeq names its product GPI-anchored hemophore cfmA. The coding region runs from base 67 to 474 and encodes 135 amino acids. NCBI's taxonomy places the organism in Eukaryota, Viridiplantae, Streptophyta, Magnoliopsida, Malpighiales, Euphorbiaceae. The record is from RefSeq and is a predicted model, not a curated record. The transcript has a single exon.
UUCUGCCCAUCUCAUCAAAAUUUCCCUUAACAACAAAUACAAUAGCUUAGUUGCUUGCCUUCAAGAAUGGCAAAUCUCAAGUGCUUGGCAAUUCUUGUUUUAUUUGUUUCAACUUUGGCAGUUAGUGAAUGCAGGGUUGCAAGAAAGGACCUUGGGUUGGACCUUGGAGGAGUAGGGGUUGGAUUGGGAGUUGGGUUAGGCCUUGGAUUGGGUGGUAGUGGAUCAGGCUCUGGUGCAGGAGCAGGCUCUGGUUCUGGAUCUGGAUCAAGUUCUAGCUCAAGCUCAAGUUCAAGCUCCUCAUCCCGAUCUAAUUCUGGGUCAGGUGGCUCGGGUGCUGGUUCAGAAGCAGGUUCUUCUGCUGGGUCUUAUGCUGGCUCUAGGGCUGGGUCAGGUGGCUCGGGUGCUGGUUCAGAAGCAGGUUCUUCUGCUGGCUCUAGGGCUGGGUCAGGCUCAGGAAACGGACAUGGAAAAUAAGCGCAACAAGUUUAAUUUUAUUUUGAACAAAUAUAAGUACGCUACUUGUUAAAUUGCUCUUAAUAAUUGAACAACUAUAUAUAUAAAUAUGUAGUUGUACUGCAGGCUUUGCUUUGAAUCUAGAUUCUACUAUCUUUACUGUGUUUUAAA